AUGCAGCACAACAUCUAUAGUCUAGGCGUCUGUUUGCUGGAAAUCGGCCUAUGGACGUUUUUUGUUGAGCUCGCUAGCGGCUCAGAUGAGGAGCCUUGCCCACGUGCAUUGCUGGACAUUUGCCUGGAGCUUGGCAUAAGGAAUAAACCACAGGCGGCGUUGAGGAUCAAAAGAGAAGCUGGUGGCUCACGCGAAAAUUAG
Blastomyces gilchristii SLH14081 is the source of this 201-nucleotide messenger RNA. RefSeq lists its product as uncharacterized. The coding region runs from base 1 to 201 and encodes 66 amino acids. Lineage: Eukaryota; Fungi; Ascomycota; Eurotiomycetes; Onygenales; Ajellomycetaceae. The record is from RefSeq and is a predicted model, not a curated record. The transcript has a single exon.